UUAUUGUUCUGUUUGCAAUUUUUCAGCAAGUUAUUCUCUUCACAUGUACCAAAAAUUUUGAAGGAAUAUAGUUUAGUUGGCAACAUUUGAAGUCUUUUGUGACAUUUAAAAUCAUUUAAAAUUCAUGAAGAAGGGUGUACCAGGAAACAUAUCCUGCCUUGUUUUUUUGCAUGGAGCUUCCCCAUACAGUGGUCUAUUUGAUAAUUUUAGAUGAGUAUAAGCAUACCGGAGGACGUAAAAGUAUUUCUCCGUGCAGUUUUAAUUUCUUCUCCUGGAGUUCGACAAAGUAACCUUUUGAAAGAAUAUAAACAGACAACUUCUGAAGAUUUGUGUUAUGGAACAUAUGGUUUUUCAAAUUUGUUUGAGUUUUUAUUGGCCCUUCAAGGUGAUAUUACACGUCUGGAGUUUAGUCCCAAACAUGAAGACAACAUAAUCUUUGCCGUGUUAGAUCAAUCAAAGUACUCCUCACAACAUGCACAGAAAAAUUCCAAAAAAUGCAUUUCUGGCAUGAAAGCAAAAAGUCCAAGUGAAAUAACAGCAUGGAAAAGAAAUAAGAAUGCUGGCUCAAACAAUAAUCCUGUGGAAGAAAAUAAUGCAAGAAAAGAGACACUUCCAACAAACCGAGACUGGGACUCUCUGAGUAAAAUAAUACCUAAUCACAUGGCAAAUUAUCGGUUAAAAAUUAAAAGUGCAAAGUCUGUGCAGGUGUUAACUUUGAAGAAGGAAGAUGUGAACAGACAUUUUAAAAACAAGAAGUAUAAUCUCAGCUCCAUGCACACUCACAUCACUGGCUCUGAUAAAGAUCGUGUGGUUUUCAUAAUCCUGAAGACUUUUUAUGCUGCUUACACCUGCUGGAAAGAAAACGAGCGAACAAUCAUCGGUGGUCAGCAUGUAGCUGUUACACCCACCACUCAAACAAUGAUCUAUCAACAAAAUAUGUACCGUGUUGAGCUUACAAAUUUCCCUCACGGGCUAUUGAUGUCCACUCUUAUAUCAACAUUCAACCAAUAUCCUGGACUGCUCUCAAUAAAUCCUGCACCAAGAAAAAGAGGUGCUGUUAUUGCUUACAAACUCAAAACAUCAGCAUUGGCAGCAUGUAAUGGAGUUAAAGUUCUCCGAGGCAUUGAGGGUAAAGACCACACUGUGAUUGUCAAGGAAUUAAUAGACCCAUUUGAUCACAACAUUAAGUCCUCACAAGGGGCUGGAAUAUUAGCUACACCAGAACAACCCACACAAAAUGUUAUUCUGCCAUUAAUGGAUUUAAAAAUCAACCCCACAUCUGAAAAUCUUGCUGAUACUCCUGAAGAAAUCAUAGAAACAUUCGAAAAUUUGGAUUGUAAAUUUUGUUUAAAUUAUUCUCAAGCUGUUCAUAUGUUCCAAACAACAUGUAAACGAAAACCUAGAACAGCUCGAAAUGUUGCUGACAAAAUCAAUUUUCUUGUAACAUACCCAGUCGAUGCUUGCCGGUUUUGGGUAAUGUUGAUGGACACUGAUGGAAAGAACUACAGUAAGCUCAAAGAAAUUGAAAAUAAAAUUGCAGAGGAUGUGAAAAAAAUUGUAGCACAAGAUAUACUACCAAAAAUUGGACAACGUGGUACAGCAUUGUACAGUGAAGAUAAUGCAUGGUACAGGUGUUAUGUGUUAUCCCUAUCAGAAGAAACAAAAAAGAUUACAGUCUUCUUCUGUGACUAUGGCAACACUCAUUUUGUCAGCCUGGAUCAGUUUCGUAAUACAUACACGGAAGUGUGGGCUAUACCCCCACAAGCAAUUCCCUGCCAAAUCCACGGCUACGAAAACAAGCAUCCUGUUGGCUCAAAACAAUAUAAUGACAGUCUUAACAAUUCAGUGAAAUUGCUAGCAACAGGCCCAUUAGUAGCAACAGUCGUCAAAGAUGCAUCGUAUUGUCAGCCACAUAUUGUGGAACUCAAGGACAUCAAAUACAUGAAGAAUGCUGGUGGUGAUAGCACACUAGAAAGUAUUUUUGAAUUGAAUGGUUGUAUUGUCCCCAUUAGCACUAAAGAACAAGAAGGUGUAGUACCUUCAAACUCAACAUUAGACAUCCAAGUAAACGCUGCUUCUCCAUCAAAAAAUGUAAAGAAGGACUCAUUGUUUGAGUAUGUUGAAGAUGAUCUUGUCAUCGGGAUGAUAGCCGAAGUGCAUAACGUCAAGCAGAUGUAUUUACACCUUGGUGAUAUUAGCGUGUUGAAUAAUCUGGAAAGUAAACUUCAGAUGUUUUACUACGAAGAGCAUCCACAACAAGCACAAGUGGAGAAAAAUAAAUUACUCUUGGUUAGCAAAGAUGGUAGAAUAAGGCGUGUGUUGAUUCUUGAGCUCUCGAAGGACAGGAGAAAGGCGCGAGUACUGCAUGUGGAUUACGGCAUCAUAGAAUGGGUGGAUGUCAACGAUGUCUUCAGUUUAAAUCAGCCUCUGAAAAUCAUACCCUGGCAAGCACGCCCAGCCGCACUUGCUGGCAUCGAUUGCUCCAAAUGUAUGACACAAGCGACACAGUUUUUGAAAAUGAGAAUCAAAGCGCCAAUAACAGCUAACAUAAUACGCAGAAGUGCCAAUGAAAAGGUGUAUGUGGAAAUAUUUGAAAUGUCAAACGGUUACAGUCUGAAUAAGGCCUUGGUAGAGCAAGGUUAUGCAAUGCUCAGUGACAAUACAUCAACUGCAGCUGAUGACGAUACAGCUAGUAACAGUGGUAGCAUGAAAACAGCUUCCCAACAUAAAGCUAUGCCGUGUACACUACAAGCAAAUGCACUCGCAGUGAAUAUAUCCACUCCAGAUCGAGGCAUAUCAAUAAACAUGGAUGCAACUGUUCAACGCGCACAGUCAGUGUCUUCUGAGAAUUCAUGGAACUCGAAUCCGUCGAAGCCCUCCUUCUUUGAAGAAAGCUCUCCGUCGCAGAAAUUUGAUAGAAAGCCGUUAGUCAGUGUUGACAGCGACGUGCCGAAGAAAGAACACAUCAAAAGAUGGAUGGACAAUAGUGAAAAGGCAAUGAACCAGAACGCCAAACAAAGUGAAUUGGUAAGAGGUGGCAGCAUGUCGUCUUCAAGCAGCAUGGGUGAUAAAAGACCUUGCACACCACCGUUCCCGCCUCCAGAUAUUAUUUCAUCAAAUAGCAUUCCAUCGAUCCGAAUCUGCGAAGGAGCGUACAUCGAAGGAAACAGAGUGCGUAUCGGUCAAAACAUUGAGUGUUGCGACUACCUUCAUCUGACAAACAAUAGUGUGGAUCAAGGAGAGGUGAAGACUUUGAGGGAGAAAUGGAUGACAGAGAAAAGGUGUUUGGAAGAGAUCAAGACUAAACUUGACAGUUUGAUGCACUUAAGUAAGGAAGAGUUAGACCAUUUCUUUAAAGAAUCGAAAAAGAAAAAACUGCAUCUAAAAAUUAGGAUCAAAGAGGAGGAAAAACUGACGAACCAACUCGAGCAAGAGCAUCAGAAUAUUGUGUCAGAAAUAAACACGAUUCUUGCGAAAAUAUGAAAACGAAAUUUUAAAAGCGAAAAUAUAAGGAAGCUGAAUAAAUUUGACGUUUCCGAAAUCGUAGCGUCACCAUACUUAUUCCCGGCAAACGUGAGUUUGGCAUUCAAUGUAACCUCUAUUUCAAAGUAUGAAAAACAUCACAUUUGAGCGAACACUAUUUUUACUUCGGCACACAUAGAUAAUUUCUUUGAUGUGCCGCAGGUUUUUCUUUCAUUAAAACUUUCAUUUUUACGUAAACUAAAUGGCAGAUAAAAUCCUCAUACAAAAGUUGACAAAUGCUGUAAACAUCUAAAUUGAUAUUUUACAACCAUUUCCUUAUUUUCUGAAUCCACAAUUUUUAAAAACAAAGCAUGAAAAUAAAAGGCUAUUGACUAUAUCAGACUGUAACUGGUCUACUUUAAACACAACGACACAAGCCUUUACAAUACAAUUACGAGAAAGGGAUAAUAUGCUUGCUUUUUUAAUGACCUUGUUUGUAUUCGAGUUUUAAUUUUGUUAAAGGUGAGUGAAUGUUGACAAAAUGUUUUAAAGAACGAGAAUUGCUCUGCUGCGUCAUCUCUUUGUCAAUACAUUUCAUCUCUAAAUCUUUUCUUUUGUGUGGAAAUUUAUGAAAGAUGUUUUUUUUCUUAACAUCUUGUUUUUUUGUUUGCUUUGUACGUAGUUUUUUUCCAUAUUUUUAUAUUUUGUGUUUUUAGAGUAUAUUUAUAUAGAUUGUACAGAAGUUAGGUAUAAAAAAGACAGCGUUUAAUCA
Molecule: messenger RNA, 4234 nt
Organism: Hydractinia symbiolongicarpus
Lineage: Eukaryota; Metazoa; Cnidaria; Hydrozoa; Anthoathecata; Hydractiniidae
Exons: 19
Coding region: 211-3483 (1090 amino acids)
Source: RefSeq, a predicted model, not a curated record